AUGGCAUCAUCUGACGAAGAGAAGCCCGUCGAGGAAUUUGUGAGCGACGGAAGAUACCGGAACAAGCAAAGAUGUCUAGUUUUGUGCUUGAGAGGAGCUACUGCAAGAUACCGUCACCUCCUUGAAGACAUCAGAACUCUGAUGCCACAUCAUAAAAAGGAAUCCAAGCUCGACGCCGGAAAAACCGGAGUUGCAAGGGCAGUCAAUGAUAUUGCGCAAAUAAGAAGUUGCAACUCUGUGCUUUUCCUUGAGUGUCGGAAACAUCAAGAUGCUUACAUGUGGAUUGGACGGGUCGGGGAAAAUGCUGGUCCAAGUGCGCGGUUUCAUUUGACCAAUGUUCACACAAUGGACGAACUUCGCCUCACAGGAAAUUGCAUGAAAGGUAGCAGACCGCUUCUAACAUUUGACGAAUCAUUUGGGCGAUUGAACCAUCUGAAGCCUUUGAAGGAACUUUUUGUUGACGUCUUUGGAACUCCUCGUGGACAUCCCGCAAGCAAGCCAUUCAUUGAUAGAGUCAUGGCAUUUUGCUACGUCGAUAACAAGAUUUGGGUUCGAAACUACCAAAUCCUCGAAAAGCAACCAGAAAACGCAAUGGAAGCACACCUUGCCAAAAAGGAAUCCGGACAAGAGGAAUCAACGUCUCUGGUGGAAAUCGGACCUCGAUUUGUCCUCGAUCCAAUUAGAAUUUUCAGAGGCUCUUUUGGUGGACAAACACUCUAUCAAAAUCCAAACUUCGUAUCACCCAACGAUGUAAGAGCCAUGGAAUAUAAGAGGAAAAACAAUUCGUACAUGCACAGAAAAGAUUCGCAGAAAAGACGAAAAACACGCGAUGAAGAACUUGUGAUUCCGGAAGAUCCGCUUGCCAAUGUCUUUCGCUAA
Cylindrotheca closterium is the source of this 879-nucleotide messenger RNA. The record is from the annotation of a GenBank genome assembly. Lineage: Eukaryota; Bacillariophyta; Bacillariophyceae; Bacillariales; Bacillariaceae.